Trichobilharzia regenti is the source of this 2852-nucleotide messenger RNA. The record is from the annotation of a GenBank genome assembly. NCBI's taxonomy places the organism in Eukaryota, Metazoa, Platyhelminthes, Trematoda, Strigeidida, Schistosomatidae.
CUGACACCAAUCACAUAUCACAAAGCAGUAGUAAAGAAGGUGGUGAUAAUAGUGAAGUAGGCAGUAAACUAGCCUCACUACCACCUGGUGGACCACCAGUCAACUUAAAAGACUCUGGAGAUGAAGGUUCAUCAACCAGCUGUUCACCAUCAGAGAAUGCUGGUGCAAAGACAGUCGCUUCAGUGGCCGCCGCCGCUGCAGCUGCUGCUGCCAGUGCUGUUGCGGCUGAACGCAAACUUGCUGAAGUGACAACAAAGUCGAGAGAUUUAGAAGCCUCGAAUACAACUCUUCAAAAGGAAUUAUCUAGAGCUCAUGAUCAGAUUUCUCGUUUACAAAGAGAACUAAGAGAGUUAGAAGCUCAACGUGAAGAUCAAGAAGCGCGUAUUGCAACACUGGAACAACGUUAUCUUUCAACACAACGUGAAGCUACUGGUACUUUGGAUCGACUAAGUCGAGCUCAAUCAGAGUUGAUUACUCGUGAAAUUGAAUUAAAACAAGCCAAAGAUCAUGCAAAUCAUUUAGCCAGUGAAUUAGAAAUAGUUCAAAAUGAAUUAGCUAUUGUUAAGGUGAAUACAACACCCAAUCAACCACAGCAGCAGCAACAACAGUUGAACAAAUUAUCCAGUAAAACAACUAAUACAGAUCAAUCACCUAUUGAAAAUGGUGAAUUCACUGAAUCCACAGACACUGACAAUAGUAAUAACAAUAAUAGUAAUGAUGACAAUGACAAUGGAUCUAAUCAAGUAACAGAAAUUCGUCGUAAAAAGAAAACUUCUGAAUUAAAUGAUAAUUCUGCUACUGCAUCUUGUGUUGAUGAAUUACGUGUUCAGCUGUCAACAGCUGAAGAACGUAUUAAAGAUAUGGAGGCCGAAAUGAAUGAAAUUCAAUCAGAAUUACAAAGAGCUAGACAACGGGAACAAUUGAAUGAAGAUCAUAGUUCACGAUUAACUGCUACAGUUGAUAAAUUACUGUUAGAAUCAAAUGAACGCUUACAAACUCAUUUACGUGAGAAAAUGGCUGCAUUAGAAGAGAAAAAUCAACUGCACACCGAAUUAGAUCGUUUACGACGUCUACUUGAAACCAGUCAGACUGAAAGAGAUCGUGCUCUAGCUGAUAUGGAACGAUUACGGCGUAGUUCAGCGACAACAACACCAACUGCUCUUGGUUUACAAGGCGAUACAUAUUCAAGUGGUUCGCAUAGCCUUCGAAGAAUGCCGCGCAAUGUUUCAAGCAGUCGAACAGAUCAGUCUCUAUUAGACAACGGGGAAGUAAACAUAGACGAAUUAGAUAGCAGUAAUAAUAGUAAUUCACUGAAACGCAUUAAACGUACUGCCGGCAAUUCAGAUUGGUUAGAUACAGAUAAUGAGGCGGCAACAAGUCCAGUUAGCCGAGGUCAAUCAGAUCUUGGCACUGCGAAUACAGAUGCUCAACGAUUAGCUUUAAUGAUACAAAAUCAAUUGGAUGCAAUUAACAAAGAGAUUAAAAUGAUACAGGAAGAGAAACAAACUGCUGAACAGUUAGCUGAAGAACUAGAACUCCGCGUUGGUACAAAUCGUAAUGGAAGUUCUGAUGGCCAACUAAUGGAAGAAUAUUAUCAACACCAGCAUCAACAACAACAACAACAGCAACAACUACAACAACAACGAGGUGGUAUUGGUGGUGUUAACGACCCAAGUGGAGCAUACUACUACAUGAAUCAAGAUACACGUCUCCAUUCGAAUAAUGUUAUGCCUAGCUUGUUACCAAAUUUUGGUCCAACUGGUUGGUCCCCACCUCCAUCACCGUUAAGCUCACGAUCAACACCAUUUGGUGGGAUAUCAAAUGAUUCAUUCAGUGGUAGUUUCAGUAAUCCUGCACGUAAUACAUCCUCUUUGCCUGGUAAAGAAACAGAGAGAUCAUUGCCUCAAUAUCUGCCUUCAUUAGAUCCUUCACGUAAUAUUCAACACCAACCCCCGCCAGUACAACAGUAUUCACAGUCAACUACUGGUAACAGUUUUAUGUCACGUAGUAGUCAAUUUGAACAACAAAGAUCGAUGUCAGCUGCUGGACGUCCAUUGCAUCAGUCUAUGGGUAUGAAUGGUAGUUUUGUCUCAACACCACAUCUUAAUCCUCAAUCCUCAUCAUCAUCCUCUUCAUCACCGUCUGUUGUUGUCACACAGAGUUCAAACAAUAAAUCUACAAUUUCAGCAGCUAGUAUAAGUACAACAUCAAUUACUACUAAUGGGGGAGGGCCUACUAGAAGUGUAACCUUAGCUGAUGCUAUUGCUGGUCUUGAACUACUGGAUCAUAUGCGUAAGGAACGUAGCGCCCAACAACAACAGCAGCAACAACAGUACCAAAAGAAUAACAAAUUUGCUUCAUGUGUUAUCACUGAAAAUCCCUAUGAAUUUGGACCUGAUGAAUAUUCAACAGUGUCUACUUUAGAAUUGAGUCGUGUUAGCUCAUCCUCUGAAACUGUUAUCUCUGAAACGAAUACAAAGUCACAGCAACAACAACAACAACAGAAACUUCAACCUACUGAUGAAUCCCAACGAUUGCGAAAAUUAAGUAAAGACAAUAACAACAACAACAAUAAAUUUGUUGUAAGAAAUACAGAGUCGAAUCAUUCAAAUAUAACAACAUCGAAGGUUAACAAUGGUUUAAUAACAUCUGAUGAUUUAAUACAAGGUAGUUUAAUAAAUCAACCACUUCGUCCUGUUUCACAACUUCAAUAUCAUUUACCAAAUGCUCCACCGCCUCCACCUCUUCCUCUUCCACCACCUUCUUCAGCUUCUCUUCCUCCUGCAUCGUCAUCAUCAACACUACCGCCUUCUGUUAGUCCAAAUGUAUCAAUACUACUACACAGGGUAUAG